This is a messenger RNA of Fonsecaea erecta, 2238 nucleotides long. RefSeq lists its product as hypothetical. The transcript is spliced from 3 exons. Gene Ontology annotation, molecular function: DNA binding; zinc ion binding; DNA-binding transcription factor activity, RNA polymerase II-specific. Gene Ontology annotation, biological process: DNA-templated transcription; regulation of DNA-templated transcription. Lineage: Eukaryota; Fungi; Ascomycota; Eurotiomycetes; Chaetothyriales; Herpotrichiellaceae. The coding region runs from base 1 to 2238 and encodes 745 amino acids. The record is from RefSeq and is a predicted model, not a curated record.
AUGAGUACUUCAACCCAGACCAAAGCUGCCAAAGCCAGGAGCAGCUCAGAAAUUCGGUUCAUCUCGACGAAGCCCAUCAAGAGACGAGCCUCACAGGCUUGUACUCAAUGCCGUCAUCGGAAGGUCCGAUGUGACUACAUCUUUCGUCGUCCCGCGUCCUGUACCAACUGCCGCCUGGAUGGGACAACAUGCGAGGUGCCAAAGAGCAAACGGCGAAGGUCCCAUUAUGUGGACACGUUCUGUUCCAUCACGCCGGCCACGCUCCUUUCUCAAGAGGUGGCCGCGAGCACACCCUGGCAGGAAAGUACUUCACCUUCUGAUGAUCCAGAAAGUGAGCUUCAAUGUGGUGGCCAUGACAAAGAUAUAAUCCCUGGCCUUGUGCCGGAGCCCCAGGCGACUCUUGAACAAGCAGAUGAAUCCAUGAUGUGGAACAGCCUGACCGACCAGUUCGAUCCGACCUCACAAAAAGACCAGCUCUGUGAGGCAGUACCACAGAUUGUCUUGCCACACUAUCUCCGCCCGGUCCCCAAGCAUAUUUCCGACGAAGACCUCGCCUACCUUCAAAAGAAAGGGGCAUUUGACAUCCCAGCCACCAUUCACCGCAACGAGCUGCUUCGGUGUUACAUCCAAUACGUGCACCCUCUUCUACCCAUCAUCGACCUCCGCGAUUUCCUGCGUGCCAUCGACAAAAACGACCCUAGCGAUACGUUCAGCCUGAUGCUGCUCCAGGCGGUCAUGUUUGCCGGCACCACAUUUAUCGACAUGAACUACGUCCCCGGCUACGAAGACCGCCGUGCUUACCAGAAAGCAUAUUUCCAGAAGGUCAAAAUGCUCUACGACCUCGACUACGAGGAGGAUCGAGUCACGAUUGUGCAGUGUGUUCUGCUGAUGACCUAUUGGUAUGAAAGCCCCAAUCACCCCAAAGACAUCUGGCACUGGGUCGGCAUUGCCGUUGCGGAUGCCAGAUCCAUUGGCCUCAAUUGUGUUCCCCAGGACAGUUCCGGCACCGUCCAACAGAAGCGACUCUGGAAGCGAAUCUGGUGGGGCUGCUAUAUGCGUGACCGGCUGGUUGCGUCGGGGAUGCGGAGGACAAUGAGGAUCAAGGAAGAAGAGUGCUGCGUUCAGGGGCUCGACAUUGAAGACUUCGAAGCAUGCACCUCCCUCUCUGAUUUCGAGCACAUGAUUGGGUCCGCGUGCGCGGUCGGCAGCGGAUCUACUCACGCCAACCUAGUCCGGCUCUGCAUUGCCUUGGUCGACCUGUGCAAGAUCGUGGCGGACAUUUUGACUUUACAGUACGCCACGCCAUCGCAGAAGAUCGGCGGCACUCACGCGGCCACGAUGAAGCUGCUCCCCAAGGAGCCGUCCACCGCGACCGAAGUGGGACGGCGCGAUCGGGACCUGGAAACGUGGUACGAAGGGCUGCCCGUGGAGAUCCGAUACUCGUUUCCAGAGACGCAGGACGACAGAAGGCCCAUCAGUGACCGUCUCGUCUAUCUACACAGCGCCGUGGUAGCGAGUGUCUACGCCGCGAUCACCAGCACGCUGCACCGACCGCAGUGUAUGAUUGGUAUGAUUGCCCCCUCGGAAAAGCACUUGACGGAAACCCAGAUGACGUCCAAGAUGAAAGUCUACGAUGCUGCCCGCAAGGUGGCGUCACUGUACCGGGACAUCGUCGCGCGCAACAUGACCGACAGCGUGCCCAACACCAGCGUGGCCGUCCUGCUCCCGGCCUGCGUCGUCCUCCACGCCGAUGCUCGGGCAACUGAGUCGCCCACGUGUAACGAGUCUCGCGCGUGCCUGGAGGAUUGCGUCAAAGUUCUCCAGCGCCUCCGCGACACCUUCGCCUCGGCAGAUUUUGCACUCUUGGUGCUCUCGCAGGCGAUUCAGAAAUUGACCCCUGCCAUCCGAGGCCCGACAUCUCAGAUCGCAACCCCUCCGCAGUCGACAACGGACCAAUUGAAGCCCUAUCCAACGCUUGGCCCGUCGGAUCUGGCAUCCAUGAAUCUUCUUCAAUCACCCCAGGAAAACAAGCCCCCAUCGAGUUUGGAAGCGAGUCAUUCACAGCCCUGUCUGGUCUCGGGAGGAGAGAUGGAUGCGGAAGAGGCACAUUUGAUGGAGACUGACGAUCCAGUUGACGAAGCUGCUGGCCACAAGGAGAGCCAAAUCGACGACGUGUGCGCGUAUCUGGAGACCAACCGUGUGAACGACCCGUGGUGGGACGAUCUCAUGAAUCUUUGA